This is a messenger RNA of Effrenium voratum, 2853 nucleotides long. Lineage: Eukaryota; Dinophyceae; Suessiales; Symbiodiniaceae. The record is from the annotation of a GenBank genome assembly.
AUGGCCGGGUCAGACGGGAUGCCGCAGGAAGACGAGGGCAUGACGCUGGCAGGAGGGCCACAGCCAGUGAAAGCAAAGGCGCGGCCAAAGUCGAAAGCCAAGGCAAAGGCAAAGGCAAAAGCCAAAGUGAAGGUGGCGAAAGCAAAGCCGAAGGCACAGGCGAAGACGAGCAAGAAGGCGAAGCCCAGGGAGACCAAGGCCGCAGCUCGCAGCUUCGCUCGCCGGAGCGUGGGCAAGGCAUCCGGCAAGAGGCCGCGGGAAAAGAAGGCGGACCCGGCCCCAAAGGCCAAGUCGGGUGAGAUGGAUGACAGCUCAGAGUGCGCCACGCCCAACGUCUCGGAAGCGCAGAAGCUGCUGGGCGGCCCGUCGCUGGUGGCUCAAGAUUUGGCCGGAUGGGUUGCGCGGCAGGUGGGUUUGGACUCGAGCCACGUGGGCGGCGCCGUGCGCCUCUUCCAGGACGGCGCCACGCUGCCCUUCAUCGCGCGGUACCGCAAGGAGCAGACGGGGGCCAUGGGCGAGGAGGCGCUGCGGCGGGUGGAGCGUGAGCUGGCGAGGGCCACGGACCUGGAGCGUCGCCGCGGCCGGGUGGCGGCGGCCUUACACCGCGGCCAAAACCUCACGCCCAGCCUGCAGGAGACUUUGCUGCAGGCCGAGACCGUGGAGGCCAUCGAUGCCCUGUGGGCGCCCUUCAAAGCCAAGAAGAAGACCCGGGCGCAGGUUGCCAAGGACCACGGCCUGGAGCCUUUGGCAACCUUUCUGGCAGAGGCGGCCAAGGGGGCCAUCCCUGUGUUGGAGGCGCUCAAAGCCAAGGCGCCCAUGGAGCCCAUUGAGCCCAUUGAGCCCAUUGCAGCAGAGCAGCCGGCCGCGGCUGCGGAGCCAAUCGCAGGGGAGCCACCUGCAGCGGCGGAGCCAGCUGCAGCAGCUGAGCCAAUUGCACCGGCUGAGCCAAUUGCAGCGGCCGCGGCCCAGUUUGUCUCUCAGGAGGUGCCGGAUAUCUCCGCCGCCUUGGCAGCGGCCCGGGAUAUCCUGGCGGAGCAGCUGGCGCAUCGCGCGGACAUUCGCCACAAGGCGCGCGAGAUCUUGGAGCGGAAGGUCACCUUCAGCUCCCGCCGCAAGGCAGGGGCGGACAUCGAGGAGCGGUUCAAGACAUACUGGGACUUUGCUGUGCCCAUGUGGCAGGUGAAGGCCCACCAGUUCCUGGCGGUGCAGCGUGGUGAAAAUGCCAAGUGCCUGAGCCUCAACUUCACGGUGACGCCGGAGGAUCUACGCGCCCUGCAGGCCGCUUUGCUGGCCACCUUUCUUGGCAAGAGUGCCGCCAUCGCAGCGACCCCCACGCCCCUGAGACACGACCGCCUUCCUUGGGACUGCCGAGCCGCCUGCGCAGAGAUCAGCGCGGCCCUCGAGGAUGCGACCAAGCGGCUGCUGCUGCCGAGCCUGCAGAGGGAGUGGCGCCGGCGUUUGAAGGACCGCUCGGAGGACGAAGCCUUCGACACCUUCCGCCGGAAUCUCAAGAAGAAGCUGCUGACCCCACCCCUGCGGCUCCAUCCAGCCUGGGGCGCGUCGCCGGAAGCCGAGCCCACAAUUCUGGGCUUGGAUCCGGCCUUCCGCACGGGCUGCAAGUGCGCUCUCAUCACCUCCACAGGCCAAGUCCUGGCCACCAAGACGAUAUUUCUUCAUCAAGCCCAGGCGGCGAGCGCCGGGCUCUGGGAGUUGCUGUCGCAGGGCCUUGGGCCCGCGGAGUGUCCGGACACGGAGACGGCUUCGGAGCCGCCGGCGAAGCGGCGGAAGCUGAGCGCGCGGGUGGUGUGCAGCCUGGGGAAUGGCACUGGCAGCCGGGAGACGGAGCAGUGGUUGAGGCAGCACCUGAAAGAGGAGCCCCGGGUGGGGUACAGCGUGGUGGACGAGGCCGGCGCCUCCGUGUACAGCGCCUCGCGCCUGGCGGGGGCGGAGCUGCCAGCGCUGGACGUAGCGCUGAGGGGCGCCGUGUCGAUCGCGCGGCGCCUGCUGGACCCGCUCUCCGAGCUGGUGAAGAUCGACCCCCGCAGCAUCGGGGUGGGCCUGUACCAGCACGACGUGGACCAGAAGCGACUGCAGGAAGAGCUCAGGAGCGCGGUGCAGGACGCCGUGAACUGCGUGGGGGUGGAUCUGAACACCGCGUCCCCGGCACUCCUGGAGCAUGUGGCGGGCCUGAACGCAUCCCGGGCACAGAGCAUCCUGCGGCAGCGGGAGGAGCUCGGGCGCUUCAACACCUUGAGCCAGCUGCGGAAAGUGAAGGGCCUGGGCCCCAAGUGCUUUCAGCAAGCCGCGGGCUUCCUCCGAGUCUUUCAAGGAGGUCCUUCUUCGGCGCCGGAGCCUCUGGACGCCUUGCCCAUCCACCCAGAGAGUUACGAGGCUGCCCGCGCCCUGCAGCGGCGAGGAAAUGGCGCUUUGCAAGAUCUCUCCAGCGAGGUGGCGUCAGAGUUGGGGGUCGGCCUGGAGACGCUUCGAGACAUUUGCACUGCGCUGAUCCAAGCUGGCACCGGCGAUCUAGAUCCUCGGUGCAGAGAGCCAGCUCCUCGCAUCAAGAGCGUGGGAAGCGUGCCGCAGGCGGGGGCGGCUUUGGAUGCCCAAGAGGCCGGCAUCACAGUGGAGCAGCUAAAGCCGCAAAUGGUGCUGGCAGGGAUUGUGAAGAACGUGGUGGCCUUCGGAGCCUUUGUGGACCUCGGAGUGGGCUGCGAUGGCCUGCUGCAUGUCUCGAAGUUUGCCGCCGUGCCGCCGUCCGUGAACGACCAGCUGGAGGUCGUAGUCCUGUCUACGGAACGCCGGCAAGAGAAGGGGAAGGACAAGUGGCGAGUGAGCCUAGCCAUGAAGUGA